GGGGCUCCUUCGUCGAUAAAACCUCUCUUCUUCACUUGUUUGUCAACAGAGAGUGGUCGUAUAUACUCGGUAACUUCCGUCAAUCAUCGGCAUUUAAACAUGGCGACUGUCUCAUUACGAAAUUCUGCUACCUCGCUGUUGUUAUUUAGCAGAAGGUUUUUCAGACCGGAGCUGAAUGUUCUCUGUUCAUAUCACGAAAAGGUGGUGGACCACUAUGAAAACCCAAGAAAUGUGGGCUCUUUGGACAAACGCUCCAAGAAUGUGGGGACCGGAUUAGUAGGUGCACCAGCCUGUGGAGAUGUAAUGAAACUUCAGGUCCAGGUGGAUGAAAAUGGUAAGAUUGUGGUUGCAAAAUUUAAGACAUUUGGCUGCGGAUCAGCCAUUGCCUCCAGUUCUCUAGCAACAGAGUGGGUGAAGGGGAAGUCGGUCGAUGAAGCUCUGAAGAUCAAGAAUUCAGAUAUUGCCAAAGAACUCUGCCUUCCUCCAGUCAAGCUUCAUUGUUCUAUGCUCGCAGAAGAUGCCAUAAAAGCUGCCCUGUCAGACUACAGACUGAAACAAGAAGACAAGAAGGAGGAACGUGUCAAAGCCACCAACUAAUAUGUUGUUUUAUGUUGCUAUAACUAUCCACCAUGGAGUAUCUCAUUGUUAUCAGCACCAGUUGAUGUCUAACAGCAGUGCAGUGCAGUGCUGUGUGGAAGAUGAGUUGGCCAUCAUACUACACCAGGUCUUGUGCAGUUCUGGGACUUCUGGGAGUUUUAUACUCUUUAAAAAUGUACAAGAUUCCCUUAUUGUUCAAGUGGCAGGUGUUAAGGCUUUUGUGUGUUUUUCAACAGAUGAUCAGAAAAGUUUGAUUGAUGCUGAUUUUGGAGUUGGUAGUUCAAGGUGACUCCGAUCCUUAAUAUUAAACAAGGGAGCUCAACACUAUUCCACUUUGCAGUGCUUUUCUAUACAGAACACAAGUAAGAUGCAUCAUAAAUCAGAAGCUUGUUUUUGUAUAUUUUUUGGCAUUCAGGCUUUAUUUUGGCUUGUUUGUAUAAAAUCACUAAUCUCUUGCAGAGGAUUCAGUAUGAAAAUGCAUUUAGGCCGGCAUACAAAAGCACAAUAUAAAAUAUUGUAUGAUACUGUGAAUUAAAUGAUUAAAAACAUUUUCAGUG
This is a messenger RNA of Monopterus albus (swamp eel), 1154 nucleotides long. RefSeq names its product iron-sulfur cluster assembly enzyme a (gene iscua). The record is from RefSeq and is a predicted model, not a curated record. NCBI's taxonomy places the organism in Eukaryota, Metazoa, Chordata, Actinopteri, Synbranchiformes, Synbranchidae. Gene Ontology annotation, biological process: iron-sulfur cluster assembly. The transcript has 5 exons. Bases 100 to 597 code for a protein of 165 amino acids. Gene Ontology annotation, molecular function: iron-sulfur cluster binding; iron ion binding.